Messenger RNA from Armigeres subalbatus, 675 nucleotides. RefSeq lists its product as uncharacterized. The record is from RefSeq and is a predicted model, not a curated record. The transcript has a single exon. The coding region runs from base 1 to 675 and encodes 224 amino acids. NCBI's taxonomy places the organism in Eukaryota, Metazoa, Arthropoda, Insecta, Diptera, Culicidae.
AUGAAUGAAACCACAAAAACGCAGACUUGCCACAUUGUUGUCGAAGACAGACUCGAUACGCAGCUUCAGCGGUUUUGGGAGAUUGAAAAUUUUGAUGAUGGUAAGGCUUUAACUCCAGAUGAACAACUUUGCGAAGAUCACUUCCAAAAUACCAUCGCUCGUGAUGAGACGGGCCGAUACGUGGUACGACUUCCGCUCAAGGAAGAAAAGGUGUCGAUGCUUGGAGAUUCGUAUACCUCGGCGCUCCGGAGAUUCCAACACAUGGAGAAAAGAUUUGUCGCAGAUGAAGAUCUCCGUCGCAGUUAUACAGAGUUCCUGGAGGAGUAUGAGAGGUUGGGUCACAUGGAGCCGGUUUCCGUCGCGCCGCGUAGCUCACAGUUUUUCUUACCCCACCAUGCCAUCCAGCGCCCAGACAGUACUACCACCAAAACACGGGUGGUAUUCGACGGUUCCUGUCGUGGAGCAGCCUCGCUAUCGCUGAAUGAAGCACUCUACGUCGGACCAACGGUUCAGCCAACCCUCUUUUCUAUCGUCGUUAAUUUCCGUCUGCCACGAUUUGUCAUAACAGCUGAUGCAGAAAAAAUGUUCCGGCAGAUAUGGAUCCACCCCGAUGGCAAUUUCAGCAAAUUCUCUGGCGUGGAAAGCAAUCGGAACCUAUCCGUACUUUCCAAUUGA